Rubroshorea leprosula is the source of this 1474-nucleotide messenger RNA. The record is from the annotation of a GenBank genome assembly. NCBI's taxonomy places the organism in Eukaryota, Viridiplantae, Streptophyta, Magnoliopsida, Malvales, Dipterocarpaceae.
GGGAGUUGAGGCUAUUAGGGUUUUCGAUUCGGGGCUGUGUGAUUUCUUGGUGCAAUUUAGUUCGAUCUUUGCUUCUCACAGCUCUAUCAAUUCUUCGAUCAAUUGGAGUGAGAUGGAUCUGGAGACAGAAAACAGAAUUGCUGCUAUUCUUUUGAAAGAAGCGGCUGAACUUCGGAGACAGGCAGAUAGAGAUGGUGUUGGUGUUUAUCUUCAGAAACCUAAUGUGAGGGGUCGGCCAAAUUCACGGUUCCUAACUGCAACCGUUCUUGGUGUGCAACAAGCGAAUCGAGCUGUGGAAGUGAAUGAGAUGUGGCGAGUCCGACAAAAGGAGCUAGAAUUAAAUGAUAGAGUCAAAAAGAGAUCAAAAGAUGUUAGUGGCAGUGGCAGGAACCAUAGGGAUAUUGACAACUCUGCUAGAAGCACAAGUAAGAGGCAUGAUGACAACGCCAGUACUUCAUACAUAUCUAGCAAAAGAGUGAUGGAGAAUUGUUAUUCAAGGAAAGAUGAAGGAUUAAGAGACAAAGAGGUUGAGGAAUUUCUGCACUCGAGGACCAAGCGUGGCCGAGGUUCUGUAGGUUCUAGGAUGGAUGAAACAGGGCCUUACCUUCCCACUAGUUCUGACUCACCAAGGAGACUUUCACCAACCCCUGUUGCCAAGGAACGGCAUGUUAUGCUUGGUCCAGAGAAACCUUCAUCACUGAGGUUCCAUGAUUCUUCUUCUGAUGAGGAGCUCGCUGAGAAGCCUUCAUCGUGGAAGUCUCACUCUCAUGGACUAUCAUCAUCUGAUGAGGAGCUUCAUAAGCAUCGGAGUAAGAAGAGAAAGAAAGUCCACUCAAGCUCAGACAAGAAGAGCUCCAGGAAGCACAAAUUGAAAGAGAAAUCUAGAGUUAAGAAAAAGAAGAGGAAGGAGGAGAGAAGAAAGUAAAAGUUGCUAAUAGGACUGUUCUGUUUUACAGGUUCUUUCACACAAGCAGACAUAAAAAGUGAAUCUCAAGUGAACCGUAUGCUAAUUGUAUUGGGUGUACAAAUGCAUUUUCUCCUUUCAUUGAUAUAUAAUUUGAGGCAUAGGAUAAUUGCCAGAUGCAAUUGACCUGUCUUGUUAUGUUUCUUUUGACGGCUAAUCCUUGGAACUCAAGGACACAAAGGUAUGAGCUUAUAGACCAGAUCGUGUUCAAGUAAGGUCGUCUUUGAAAUGUUAAUCCUUUUUCCUUUUCUAUAUUUUGCGAAGGAUAAUCCUAUGGCAUAUUAGAACAACCAUUCGAAGAUUCAAAAUAGAUGGGCGCAGGCAAGCUUUAAGUCAUAUGCUUGAUCGCACAUGUUGAGUGAACAAUUUACAGAACGUAGCUACCACAACAGUCUGAUUUAUUUUGGGAAAGUGGUGGUGCAGGAAAACCAGAUUGUAUGCCCAUCCAGCCUUGUACCAGGCCAAUGUUGGAAGUGUUCUCUUAUAACUCAAGAAAAAAUUAAUUUUGAA